Paramuricea clavata is the source of this 426-nucleotide messenger RNA. The record is from the annotation of a GenBank genome assembly. Lineage: Eukaryota; Metazoa; Cnidaria; Anthozoa; Malacalcyonacea; Plexauridae.
AUGACGAGCUCAUCGAAGUCCAUUUUGAAAACGUUGACGAAUUCGUGGAAGCCGACGGAAAAACAAAUAUGGUCAUCGCAGCAUUCACCACAGCCCACGCCCGCCUCAAGCUCUAGCUAUGGUGUCCUGGAGCAGUUAAAUCGCCGAGUCUUGUAUUUUGACACAGACUCAGUAAUUUAUGUUUCAAAGGAAGACGAAUGGGAGCCGCCGACAGGAUCCUAUCUUGGUCAAUUAACAGAUGAGUUAGAUGGAGGUUACAUUACCACCUUUGUGUCUGGAGGUCCUAAAAACUAUGCCUAUGAGACAAGCACAGACAAAACAGUAUGCAAAGUUAGAGGGAUCACCUUAAACUACAGGACCCAACAACAUGUCAACUUUGACGUCAUGUCUGACAUGGUCAGGGGUGAAGGUCCGGAGAAAGUAACU